GAGGUUUCUCUCUCCUCCCCCUCCCCCUUUCUUAAAAGCUGCUUCCGGUUCUGCUGCUGCCAUCUUCUCUCUCUCUCUCUCUCUCUCUCUCUUUGAGGCGGUCGAGGACUUACAAAUGAAAUAAAGGCGGGCAGCCGAGGGAGGCGGGGGCAAAGGAAGAGGAGGGGAGCGGGAGAAGCCCUCGCUGACGCGCCAGCGCUGGGUGCCGCGGGGCCGGCCGUCAGGAGGAAGAAGCGCUCGGGCUUUCGUUCUGGAGCGCCGGAUCCUUCUUACGUCGGAGAGGCGCUGAGAGGACUGCGGGGCGCGAGUCAAAAAUUAAAAAUUAAAGUGGGGGGGAGGGAGAGGCGGCGUCUGGGCCGCGGGCGGGCGUGGACCUUCGCUGGCUGAGCUCACUUCUCUCGCAACCCCUCCAAGUUAUAAUCCCUCCUGCCCGUUUCUGGGCUGCGGGUCGGGAAGAAGCCGGGGCAGCGGCGGCGUUAGAAGACAUCUCCAACGCCCCCCCCCCCCCCCCCCCCCCCCCCGGUGUCCUCGCCUGCAACGUUGUUUUCUGGAGGCGUUUCCCUCGCUUUCCUUCCUUCCCGGGCUCGCUUCGCACAAAGCCAGCGUCUGGGUUCCGCUCUCCCGGCUGCCCCCGCCCCACCGCCUCCCCUCCCUCUCCUGCCUUCCUUCUUCUUCUUCUUCUCCUUCUCCUUCUUCUUCUUUUGGCUUCUUUUCACGCGAUGGGCCAGAGAAGGUCCCGGAACGACCCGCGGGCCGGCGCCUAGAACUCCGGCCGCAUUGCCUCUCCUGCUGCCGACUGCGUCUUUCCUGCCUUUAGCCGAGAUUCAUUCUUCUCCGGCUUUGAAGCCCGGCUCUGAAGCGCGGUCUGCACCGGACUCGGCAGGAAGAAAGGAGAGAGAGAGAGAGAGAGAGAGAGAGAGAGAAAGAGAGGCGAAAAGCCGCCCUCCAUCUGGGCUCUUGUGUUCCUGCUUCCAGGAGCCGGGAAGAAGGAAAGCUUGGACCAUGGGGAGCAGUAAAAGUAAACCCAAAGACCCUAGCCAACGGAGACGCAGUUUGGACUCCACAGAAAAUAUACAUGGCAGCUGCUCUACCUCUCAAACUCCCAGCAAAACGACCAUCCCAGAAACUCAUCGUACCCCUAGUCGGUUAUUUGGAAAUACAGCUACAGAACCAAAGCUCUUUGGGGGAUCAAAUACAUCAGAUAUGGUCACUUCUCCUCAGCGUUGUGGUGCUUUAGCUGGUGGAGUCACAACAUUUGUGGCCCUCUAUGAUUAUGAAUCACGGACAGAAUCAGAUCUUUCUUUCAAAAAAGGAGAACGCCUCCAAAUCCUCAAUAACACGCGAAAAGUGGAUGUCAGCAACCAGAUCUGGUUCAAAUUCAAAGGGCUGCAAAGGGAAGGAGAUUGGUGGCUGGCUCACUCCCUCACAACUGGCCAGAAAGGCUACAUCCCCAGUAACUACGUCGCACCUUCAGACUCCAUCCAAGCAGAAGAGUGGUAUUUUGGCAAGAUUACGCGCCGAGAAUCUGAACGAUUACUGCUCAAUCCAGAGAAUCCCCGAGGGACUUUUCUGGCAAGAGAGAGUGAGACCACAAAAGGUGCCUACUGUCUCUCUGUCUCAGAUUUUGACAAUGCCAAGGGCCUCAAUGUGAAGCACUACAAAAUUCGCAAACUGGACAAUGGUGGCUUUUAUAUCACAUCCCGUACACAGUUCAGCAGCCUUCAGCAAUUAGUGGCUUAUUAUUCCAAACAUGCAGAUGGUUUGUGCCACCGUCUUACCAAUGUUUGCCCAACCAGCAAGCCUCAGACACAGGGCUUGGCAAAAGAUGCUUGGGAAAUCCCCCGGGAAUCUUUGCGGCUAGAGGUCAAACUUGGACAAGGCUGCUUUGGAGAAGUCUGGAUGGGGACCUGGAAUGGUACCACCAGGGUAGCAAUCAAGACUCUAAAGCCUGGGACAAUGUCUCCAGAAGCAUUUCUACAGGAGGCUCAGGUUAUGAAGAAACUGCGCCAUGAAAAGCUGGUGCAGUUGUAUGCUGUGGUUUCAGAAGAGCCAAUUUACAUCGUAACAGAGUAUAUGUGCAAAGGGAGCCUCCUGGAUUUUUUGAAGGGAGAGAUGGGCAAGUAUCUGAGACUGCCCCAGCUGGUGGACAUGGCUGCACAGAUUGCCUCUGGCAUGGCCUACGUGGAAAGGAUGAACUACGUUCACAGAGAUCUCCGAGCUGCCAACAUCCUUGUAGGGGAGAACCUGGUAUGCAAAGUAGCUGACUUUGGACUGGCACGACUGAUUGAGGACAAUGAAUACACAGCAAGACAAGGUGCUAAAUUUCCCAUCAAAUGGACUGCCCCAGAAGCUGCUCUGUAUGGUCGGUUCACUAUCAAGUCAGAUGUUUGGUCCUUUGGAAUACUCUUGACAGAACUUGCCACCAAAGGCCGAGUACCAUAUCCCGGCAUGGUGAAUCGGGAAGUCCUAGAUCAAGUGGAACGAGGCUAUCGGAUGCCCUGUCCACCAGAGUGCCCAGAAUCUCUACACGAUCUGAUGUGCCAGUGCUGGAGAAAGGAUCCUGAGGAAAGGCCAACCUUUGAAUACCUCCAAGCUUUCCUGGAGGAUUACUUCACAUCAACAGAGCCCCAGUAUCAGCCAGGAGAAAAUCUAUAGGUCUGAGGACUGGACCAGUUGCCAGAAGACUUUAUGCUGCUCCAAUGGCAAAUGUGCUCUAGAGAGGAACUUUUGAGUCAUAUUAGGAUCCCUGCUAGAGUAUUAGCCAGGGUGUUUUCAUCAUUCUGGCAAUUUGCCCUUCUUUUUAAGGAUUGCACCAAUUUACUUUGUUUGUGGUUAACAAAAGUCUUGAUGGAUUGUGAAUGAACAAAGUCUCAUUUCAAUAUGAAGUUGGUUGUAGUACAGCAGAGGAGUUUCAGGAACACCAAAACUUUCUGCAAAAGAAAUAAAAUAAAUCAAGAGCAAGGAUCCUACUCCUGAAGGUCACUUAUUUUCAGGACUGUGUCCUCCAUCAAAACCACUCCUGACUAUGAUUAGAAGGAAUUGCAGUCAGGGCAAUCCUGCAUUUGAUGCAGGACCGUUCUGCAUCAAAGCACUUGAGUCAUUUCUGAUUGAAUGCGGAUGCUAAGGAAGUAUGCCUUUCAGACUCUCGUGGCUUUUGUUCUUCUUUAUGGACAAAACCAGCACAAUUUCCCUACUUGUAUUCAAAUAUCUGGAUCUAGGCUGACUGAAUCCAAGAAAAAAAAGAAAGAAAGUAGCUCGCUUCUAUUGUGGACACUGCACAUUUCGUGUGUUUGUAAUCCUCUCCUUUUUUUUAAUUUUUGACACCAUUUUCUUCUGUGCCUCUGUCUAUCCAGUCUUGUCCUGUAUGUGGAGGUGCACUUGCCAAUCUUAGCCAUAUAAUAGAUGGAACUGGAUGUAUUGGACUUGUUUAGAAAAGGUGUUGUUAUUUGCUUUCUGGCUGUAUAUGAAGUAAAGGACAUUCUUGGGGAAACCAUACCCAGCAUUUGCGUAAGAUAGGACAUAUAAUGUCAUAAAGCAAACAACGAUCCCCAAAUUGUUUUGGACAGUGAACUAGAUCUUGGACUGGAGGCUUGUCUUCCCAUCUAGCCCUUUAAUUCAAUAGACAUCUGAAAAUUAUCAGUUUCUUCAGCCCGUAAAAAGGGGUAAGGUGGCAGGAGCAUAAAUCCUUCUUUUCUCCACCCAUACUGAACUGCUAAGCUGUUAAUACCAGUUUCCUGCCUAGGAAAUAUUAGUCUUCCACAUAGCAUUCUAUAAAUUCUUUAAGCACACACUCAGCUCACAUCACUGCCUUUUAAUUUUAACCCAGUCUGGGAUUCCUCAGUGCCUUGGAAGCAUAAUACUGCAGCAGGAAGUGGCCUGUUGUGUUUACUAUCUAGUAUUAUAAUCAUGGUCUAAUCACUGCUUCAACGGCCAUUCAUUUUCUUUGCCAUGAUGUAUGCUUGAGCAACAUACACUGGAAGGACGGAAGUAAAAAUACUCAAAUAAAAUUUAGAAAAGCCUAUAUAAUUCUGCAAAAUCUGGUAUCCCUACCCAUGUUCCCCGUUCAGCCAUUUUAACUGUCUUCCCAGUUUAAGGAAUAUAAUUUCAGGGAUUUAAAUCCAGUCUCCUGAUCCAGAAAACAAAAUCUGCAAAAUCCAUGUGGGCUCCUUUCAGAGUGAUUCUUAGUCUUCCUUCUCCAACCUAACGUAUUUCAACUACUUUGGAUUAAAAACCCCAUCUGCCAGGAAGUGGAUGGUGAUAAUUGUGGUCAAAACAUAUGAAGAGAACUGUCUUUGAGGGAGGCUGCUAUAAGAAAUCUAAAACCCUGUUCUCUUAUUUUAUUUUCAAUAAAAAUUAAUAACAUUAAAAACUAAUGUACUAUGUAAGGUUUGGUAAAGGGAUCGUGAAGAAAUGAUUACUUAAUCUUACUUCUGGAGAGUAAGGUAAUUCUUUAAUUUUUAAACAUUCUUUUAGGGAAAAUCCUACAACAAUUUAAAUAAAAUUAAAAGCAUAAAAAUAGGGCAGUACAGUAAUGAAAAUCCUAUUCCAGUUAGAUCAUGCCAUUGAAGGUCAAAUGAUUUAGCAAAUCUUUGGCCUCUGUAUGAAGAUAUGAUGAUAGUGCUUGGUAAAAGUUAUUUGGUAGGUCUCUCCACAAUUUGAUAAUGUAGGAAAUAUACUGAGAAGGCCCUGUAUAUAUACAGGGAUACUGGCAUACUGGUCCAAGCCAAUUGUCUGGACCAGUACGCCAUCCCAAGCAAUUUUAUUUAACCCCUAAGGAAAAAUAAGUAGGAUCUCUUAUAUUUAAUGUGAAAAUAGCUAGGAAGGUUUAAAACACUAAAAUACAUCUCUGUACACUCUUUAACAUAUAUAUAUAUAUAUACAAACACAAUUGGAUGUUCCUCUGCUUGUUAGAAAAAUUACAGUACACAUAACUGCAUGUACUUACAAUGUGGCCAUAAGACUCUUUACUUGUGGAUUACUCACACUUUACUAGUCUCUCUCUCUCUCUGUCUCUCUCUCUCUCUUUUUGCUAAUUUGUUAACUUUCCAUGACCCCAUAAAGACUUCCAUAUUCAAACAUAUUUUCACAGCAGUUUGCAUCCAAGUAACAAGAUGUAGCUUGCAUUUAGAUUUGUACAUACACAGUAGAAAUUGACUUAACAUCUUUGUUAUAGGCCUAUUCCAUCCUAUUCAAAAAAAAAAGCACAGGUAGCAAACUGAACAUGGUCACUAUUUGUAAACUAAGUGUCAUAGCAAUUUAGCUCAAUGGCAUUUACCAAGAGGAGAAAAAUGAACGGAGCUCCAUUUGGCUUGCUACACCAUGCCUGUUAUAUUAGCCAAGAAAUCUGCAUCCUGGAACAGAUGUAAGGACCACAGCUGGUAGGACUAGCCUGAGACACUGUCUGGGACCUGGCAGGUACUGUAUGUUCAGACCCAGUAACACAAGGGCAAACAGAACACUGCAUUCUAGAUUCAUAUUACAUGACUUUUCUGUAGGUUAGGCCAUGGCCUUGAGCAGAGGCCGAAGAAAUGUUUUAAAAUAAACCAGUUUACUACUAUCUUAAACAGGAAAAAUUUCAUCAGUGUAAUGUGGACCGCUCCAACCUUCAAAAACGAUCUUAUGCUGUAACAACAAACCUAGAUUUAUAGAAAAAAAGUAUUGAUGGAAGUCCCUCUAGUUUCUUUUGAAGCAGACAUAGUUAUAUUCACACUUAGCUGUCCACACUGGCAGAACCAGAUAAGUAGCAACUUUAUGUAAGCAAUAUUUAUAUUGGUUAUCACUAAACUAUACUGGACAGAUAGUUUUAUCCUUCACGAAACGUGUGAGUCAUAUAUUUUGUACUGCUGAUCUCAUUCUCUAGAUUGAGUGUUUUGACAGCUGAGAUCCCAAGCCUACAGUCCAAGAAACAGCUCCUUCCCUAUGGAGAACAGAAUUGGAGGUGGCUUUGGGGGCAGUCUUUGGAAACCUAGCUGGCAAUGCAUACAACCUUAAGUGAGAAAAAUGCAAAUAAAGCCAGUUCAGCAAUCUUUACUGAUAUGUCUAGCUAAAUCCAGUGAAGAUCUCUGCGAAGAAUUAAAUCCAAGGACUAAUAGCAAUCCAAGCCAUAUGUAAACAUAUCUGCCUUUUGUUGCAACAAUUUUGUUGCCAGUGUGGUACAAAAAACUGUUUUGCUGUGCACCAGCUUUGUCUUACUGGGAGAAUUUCUUACCAAUUGUAAGAUAGUCCUCUUUUGUAUAUAAUCCUUGAGUCAGCCAAGCGAGUGUUGCUUGGUGACUUUGGAUGUCAGCUUAAGUGCAUGUUUCCCCCCCUCAAAAAUAAGAAUGUUUGUUGCAAUUGUAUUUAGCUGGAAAAUAUUGUCAGCCUGUCAUCACUUGAUCUUAUUUUUCCAUAUCUCUGUUUUUGAUGUUCUCUGAUGUGCCAAAAACAAUCAACAACAACCCUCCAAUAGCAAAAACUUUUUUUAUUCCAUGAUGAACUAUCCUUCAUGAUCAAUUUAUGUCAGAACAAAGAAAUUUCUUCCAAAAGUUUAGAUGUUGUUUGCUCUAGUCUAAAGUAGAUACCUGGCUUGUUUCUUCUUCCAUUCUUGUUGAAGUCAUCUUGUAUGUUAGAAUGAUAUCGUGUGUUGUGGUGGGUGGGGAGGGGUUGUUGUUGGUAGUGUUUGCUUAGAAAGGUCCAAAGUUGAGAUCUCACACCUCUGCCUUAUGCAGAGAAGUGUGUCAUUCUCACAAUUAUGUAUUUAGAACAUAGAACCUCUUAUCAGUGCUUCAGUUAAUAUUCCCAAAGCUUCUUUUGUUUUCCAAGAGGUUAUUUUCAUCAGAGAACUAGGGAGCGUAACUGAGAAAGCACCAAAAAUGAUUUGAAUUGGUGACCAGGUUUCACGUGCUUCCUCUUAACUCAGUUUCAAAACUGCUCUUUUUAGGAAAAGGGAUCUGAGACAAGGUAUAGUUCCUAUGGUUUGCACAAGCUCUUUCCCCAAAUAGUUCAAAUUCAAGUUUUUUUCUGUCACUGAGGAUGUCAAUAUCCUUUCUAGACAAUUGAGCCAAAUCUGUUUCUUAUGCCAAGGUGUGCGCGUACCUCAGGACCUCAAAAUAGUCAAUGACUGCAGCAAUAGGUAUAAACUUUAGCAAUGGCUUCUCAUGGGUAGAGCAAUGGGAGGGGCCCAUGACUGUUCUCUUAGUUACAUGCCAAAAUGCCUCUCUCCUGCAGAACAAAACUCCUAUUUGCAUUGUGUUGAGAACAGGGUACAAUUUCCUUUCUUUAAUAUGACCAGGGUAUGAUGCUGUGUCAAACGAUCAAAACUCUUUCUUGCCUUUGUUUGUAAUAUGCCUUGCCUGUUUUUCUCUAUUUGUACUUGCAAAAUUCAAUUUAACUUUUUUUCCCUGCUCCUUUUUGAAAUCUCUGAUUGAUCGAUGGGGCAUUCUUGUACAAUCUCUCAUCAAAUGAGAAAGCAGUUUAAUCAGGAACGGAGUGUGCCUUUCCACAUCUCUAAACUUUUCGAUUUCUUUCCUUCUCCUGCCAAACAGAACACAUCUUGCUUUGUACUUCCUUCCAUCGCUGGGACCAGAAUGACUUUCUGAUGUUAGCCAUUUUUUUCAGAAUUGCAAUGUGCUGACAUACAUCCUAGUUACCAUUUUCCUUUGUUAAAACAAAAUUGUUCGAUCUGAAACACUAGCUAUGUAUUACGAGGCGGUUUGGUUAAAACUUCUGGUGUCUACUGUAGUUCUCUACAUUUAGGAUUGGUUGGGAAGUCAGUUAUUUCUAGCAACUCCUACCUACAGUCUGAGAAAGUGGGGGCCGGAUGAUCCGGCUCCAAAAUUAACUUCAUAAAAUCUUUGUUCCAUUUCCUCAUGUAUAAUACCGUGGUUAAAAAAAAAAAGUAGAGCAUUUUGUUUGUUAGCAUUUGUGUCUUCAUGUUGUAUGUUCUGGGGUUGGGUGGGCAUAUUUGGUAAAAGAUGGAGCAAUUCUUUUAAAGGGGAUAAUCCUCCUUUCCAAGGAAAUCCCACUUGUGUUAUUAUUGCUGUGUAAUUAAAUUUGGAGAUAAGCCUUUUUUGCCAAUAAGGAACAAGGGUACUGCUUUUUCAUGCCAAUACCUUUUCUAUAAGAUACUUGAUUAAAGUCUGCCAUCAUGGAGAAACAGCUUUUUAACAAAUGGAGGACAUAUCAACUUCUGAAACUUUUACUGUGGGAGCUAAAACCAACCUGUGCAUGUAUGACUGUGUACAUGUAUAGAUACUAAUGUGUAAAAAAUGACCAUUUUCCAAAUAUCUACAUUUUUUAAAAAGUCAAGGUUUAGGUCAGUUAAAAAUGGCAGAUUUCUUUCCUGAUUUUGGUGUAGCAAUAAUGAUGACGAAUACUAAUUUAAAUGAACACCAUGCUUAGUCUUGCUUUUCUUCUUUAUUAAGGGCAAAUUUUUGAAAGAAAGAAAUGGCUGCUGGUUCCCUUUUGUAAAAUCAUCACUUCCUUUAUUCAUGCAUGAUGUAGUCUUUGACCCAGAGGCAGGAAACCAGACCCCAUCUAAGGAUCGGAGCCUGGCUGACCUCUGCAAAUAAUUCAUGAACUGAAGAAAGCAUUAAACAAACUUCCUGUG
This is a messenger RNA of Pantherophis guttatus, 8587 nucleotides long. It is a transcript of the gene SRC, whose product is annotated as SRC proto-oncogene, non-receptor tyrosine kinase. The record is from RefSeq and is a predicted model, not a curated record. Gene Ontology annotation, biological process: protein phosphorylation. Lineage: Eukaryota; Metazoa; Chordata; Lepidosauria; Squamata; Colubridae. Gene Ontology annotation, molecular function: protein binding; protein tyrosine kinase activity; ATP binding.